Molecule: messenger RNA, 1286 nt
Organism: Prunus dulcis (almond)
Lineage: Eukaryota; Viridiplantae; Streptophyta; Magnoliopsida; Rosales; Rosaceae
Product: homeobox-leucine zipper protein HAT22
Exons: 3
Coding region: 173-1030 (285 amino acids)
Biological process (GO): regulation of DNA-templated transcription
Molecular function (GO): sequence-specific DNA binding; DNA-binding transcription factor activity, RNA polymerase II-specific
Source: RefSeq, a predicted model, not a curated record
ACAAAAGUCUCAUUCCUAAUUCUCUCUCUUUCUCUCUCUCCCCCCCUCCUCAUAUUAUUUACACAACCUUUUGCUCUCAUAACUUCAACCAUAUAUAUUAUCUCCUCCAACCCCCCUUUCUCACAUAACAAACCAAUUCCACAUCUUCUUCUCCUUCUUCUUCUUCUUCCAAAUGGGUUUUGAUGAUCAUCCUUGUAACACAGGCCUUGUCUUAGGGUUAGGUCUCACAACAUCGUCCCCUCAAGAGAGUACUUCUCCACCAAAGGCUCAUAAUCCAUCAAGGUUUGCAAAUAAGCCUUCCCCAAAUUCUGCUCCCACAAGUGCUACUUUUGAGCCAUCUUUAACUUUGGGUCUUCCUGGUGAGCCAUAUCAUCAAUUAGUGGCCUCCAAUUACAAAGGUAGUGGUAAUUCUCAUGAGGAAGCAAUAGAUUUGUAUAGGCAAGCUUCCUCACCUCAUAGUCAUAGCGCGGUCUCUUCCUUCUCUAGUGGUAGAGUGGUCAAAAGAGAGAGAGACCUUAGUAGUGAGGAGGUUGAGGUAGAGAAAGUCUCUUCAAGAGUGAGCGAUGAAGAUGAAGAUGGCUCUAAUGCUAGAAAGAAGCUUAGGCUCACCAAGGAACAGUCUGCCCUCUUAGAAGAAAGCUUCAAACAACAUAGCACUCUCAACCCUAAGCAAAAGCAAGCUUUAGCCAGGCAGUUAAAUUUGAGGCCAAGACAAGUGGAAGUAUGGUUCCAAAAUAGGAGAGCCAGGACAAAGCUUAAGCAAACUGAGGUAGAUUGUGAGUUCUUGAAGAAGUGCUGCGAGACGCUAACGGAUGAGAACCGGAGGCUACAAAAAGAGCUACAAGAACUCAAGGCACUCAAGCUAAGCCAACCUUUGUACAUGCAUAUGCCGGCAGCCACCCUCACUAUGUGUCCUUCUUGUGAAAGGAUUGGAGGUGUGGGCAGUGAGGGAGCUUCCAAGAGCCCAUUUUCUAUGGCUCCAAAGCCUCACUUCUAUAAUCACUUCACCAAUCCCUCAGCGGCUUGUUAAUUAAUUAGGCUCCCACUAAUUAAUUACUGCUGUAUUAUUAGAAUUAGAUGAUAAGCGAAGGAGAAAUUAAACCCUCAUGACCCCUAUAUUUUUUUUUGGUUCAGGGCUUUGUAGUGAAUGAAAGACUAGCUAGUGUAAUUAAUUUGUAGAAAAAAUAGUUUAUUACAGAUCAAUCACCUUUACUUUUUUUUUUCAAAUUAUAAUUAUAUAUGUCUGUAAAUCGUCAAGAAUUAUAUCUAUGAAGGGAUUACUAUUA